AUGUCGAAAGGCUCCAAGAGCAAAGACAAGUCGAAACGAGCAGAGUCCAAGUCCGCCUCUUCCGAGUCGACAAAGCGUCGCAAAUCCGCGUCUUCGUCCUCAUCCUCGUCCUCCUUCUCCAACACUGCCUCUGUCUCAGACGUUGCCAUCAGAGUACCCGACAGCGAUGCUGGUUCAGGUACCGUUGGUGAGGCGGUCUCGUCACGUACCGUAACCUCGGCAUUUUGUACGCUGUAUCCGAUCCUUAAUCUGCCCAUUGCGCCUGUAUGGUCUUCCGAUCCCUACUCUGCAUUCUCGGAUCUCAUGGACACGCUCGUCAUGCGCUACGUACCGCAGCUUUCGGGUGUGCUGAUCACGCAUUCUCCGACGCGCUUCUUGCAGGAUACGGCGGUGUUUUCGGCUGAUUCGGCGUUCGCUACUGCUUCGGUUGGAUUCGAAUGCGUCGUAUGGACGCCUCGGAUCGGUCAGAUGCUGGAGGGUAACAUCUGUCUAUCAAGCCCUUCGCACGUGAGCUUGCUGUUGUAUGGACUGUUCAAUGCGUCCAUUCCUGCUUCUCACCUACCGGAGGAGUUCGAAUUCGUUCUCAACGACGCUGAAGCGACCGAUCACGGGAUGGGUUAUUGGAGGAGCAAGGUGGAUGGAAGCAAGUUGGGUGCAAGUGACGGAAAGCUGAGCUUUACAGUGAUCAGUUUGACCGUGGCGAAUCACAUGCUCUCUCUGCACGGGUCGUUGCUCGAUGAACCGUUCAAAGGUCCACCUCCUACACUCGACCGAUCCUACCUCAAGAAAAGCCUGCUACCUUGGCAAGCACUUGGUUUGGGCCGUACACGUUCCGCAACUGACGCAACAGCACAGCCAGCUACGCCAACGCCGCCUCCAAGAAGAGUUCGUUGGCAGGACGAAGACGAUACUUCCGCCGUCGAGAGCGAUGACUUGUCCAAAUUCGACACGCCUCCUUCCAUCGUCCAAGCCAAAUCACCCAAGUCUUGCGGAACUAAACGCAAAUCCACCUCGGCCGUCACACAUGCACAACAAGACGAACCAUCAUCCACUUCUCCACCAAAGCGCGACAAAAAGCGCCGAAAGCAAGCCUAA
Mycosarcoma maydis (corn smut) is the source of this 1095-nucleotide messenger RNA. Its product is annotated as DNA-directed RNA polymerase I subunit RPA43. Bases 1 to 1095 code for a protein of 364 amino acids. Gene Ontology annotation, biological process: DNA-templated transcription initiation. Lineage: Eukaryota; Fungi; Basidiomycota; Ustilaginomycetes; Ustilaginales. The transcript has a single exon. Gene Ontology annotation, cellular component: RNA polymerase I complex. The record is from RefSeq and is a predicted model, not a curated record.